AUGCUGAUAAUUCUAUUGAUGACUAUAUUGCUGAUUUUACAUAAUGGUGAUAAUAUCACCUUCUUCAACGGAGUCUUUGAAAAUGUGGAAGGUGUUGCUUUGUUCUUUGACUGUUUGGGCUCUCACUUCACUUGGCUUCAGUCCAUAUUCACCAGCUUUCCUCCGUUGCUCAACUUGGUGAGCAGAAUGAAGUGUGUGACUGGCAUUUGCCCCAAAGACUUUGAAGACUAUGGCUGUGCCUGCCGAUUUGAGAUGGAGGGCUUCCCUGUGGAUGAAGUAGAUGGCUGCUGUUUUCAACACCGGAAAUGUUACGAAGACGCAACCGAAGAAGAAUGCACCUGGGAUCCUGCUAAAGUCAUCAUGGACAUCAGUUGUCUAACCAAAAACAUCACGUGUGCCAUUGAAUGUUUCUUGCGUUCGCCCAUUAAUUCUUCCUUGAAUAAUUUUGAUGCUUCCCUCUGCUCCUCUCUGGUGACAGCCGUAACCCAGAAAGAUGCAACUGUUGCUUUUGAUAAUUCUGUACAAAGAGGAUUGUCAGAGAGCUAUUUUGCUACAAUAAGGGCUACAACUACUUCACCUGAGAUUAACAUAACAGAAGCGGAAUUCAUCCCAGCUUCAGAAUUUUCAAGACCAGCAAACCGUGGCAAAUGUUGUUUCUCCCAUCAAUGCUGCCUGGAACAAGUUAAAAGACUGGGAUGCCAGCCAGAAAAAAACCCAAGAUCUGAAGUUGUGUGCUUUGAUCACACACCAACAUGUGUUGGAUGGAGCCUGUGUGAAAAUCUCCUGUGUUCCUGUGAUAAAGCUGCAGCUGAAUGCAUGGCGGCAGCCCCGUUCAAUGAAAGCUGGAAGUUGCCCGGCAGACCGGCUUGCCAAGAGGACAAACUGGCUUGCCGCGGGGUGGGGCGUGAGAGGCCACCGGGCAGCCCCCCGAGAGGUGCCAGAACGUCUAGCGAAGAAGAAGAAGAAAGUAGCAGUGAGGAGGCGGAUCUAGCCCAGCCCCUCUUGAGACGGGGGAAAAGAGCGAUACGCCAUG
Messenger RNA from Protobothrops mucrosquamatus (brown spotted pit viper), 1033 nucleotides. It is a transcript of the gene OC90, whose product is annotated as otoconin 90. Gene Ontology annotation, biological process: arachidonate secretion; phospholipid metabolic process; lipid catabolic process. Gene Ontology annotation, cellular component: extracellular matrix. Gene Ontology annotation, molecular function: calcium ion binding; phospholipid binding. The transcript has 9 exons. Lineage: Eukaryota; Metazoa; Chordata; Lepidosauria; Squamata; Viperidae. The annotation marks the transcript as partial. The record is from RefSeq and is a predicted model, not a curated record.